CCAGGGCUGUAUUUUCGCAUUGGUAACUGCUGAGGGCCUGACAGUCUCUCUAGCUAUCUUAUUUAUUCCGAACAAAAAGCUAGAGACAGAAGGCAGGUUCCUAAAUGUCUUCCUGACCUCAAAGCGUGUUGCCGAUACUUUAUGGUUAUUUCCGAAGUUCCUGUUCAUGGAGAGUGAGAAUUGCACUGGCUCUGAAAGGGAUUGCCUAUGACCAGGUGCCAGUGAACCUCCUGAAGGAUGAGGGGCAGCAGCUUUCUGAUGAAUUUAAAGCAGUGAAUCCAAUGCAGCAAGUCCCAGCCUUGAAAAUUGAUGGCAUCACCCUUUCUCAGUCGCUAGCUAUAAUUCAUUAUUUAGAAGACACUCGUCCUAACCCCAGACUCCUGCCCCAAGAUCCAAAGAAGAGAGCCCAAGUCAGAAUGAUCUCGGAUCACAUUGCCUCUGGCAUUCAGCCACUCCAGAACUUGAGAGUCCUGAAACAAAUGGGGGAAAGAAAAACGGAAUGGGCUCAGAAGUGCAUCGCGUCUGGCUUCCAAGCACUGGAACAGGUUCUGCAGCAGACUGCUGGACGCUACUGUGUGGGAGAUGAGGUUUCCAUGGCUGAUCUGUGCUUGGUGCCUCAAGUUGCCAAUGCUGAAAGAUUCAAUGUGGAUCUGGGUCCAUAUCCCACAAUAACUAGAAUAAACAAAGCGCUCCUGGAGUUAGAGGCAUUCAAAGUAAGCCACCCAUCCCGGCAACCAGACACUCCUGCAGAGUUGCGAGCUUGAAGCCCUUCUACCCAUUAAAUCAAGAAGGAGGAGAGAGGGAAAGCCUUACUGCUGCAGAAGUAGCCUCGAGGAAUUACAGAAGCUGUGCCUGUGCUGGAAAGCUUGCAGCUACUUCUGAAUAUGUUUUUCUAACUUCUGUAUGUCCAUGAAACAGAUUAAAGCAGAAAUAUCAGAAUGUAA
This is a messenger RNA of Cygnus olor (mute swan), 944 nucleotides long. RefSeq names its product glutathione S-transferase zeta 1 (gene GSTZ1). The transcript has 10 exons. Gene Ontology annotation, cellular component: mitochondrion; cytoplasm. Gene Ontology annotation, molecular function: glutathione transferase activity; maleylacetoacetate isomerase activity. Lineage: Eukaryota; Metazoa; Chordata; Aves; Anseriformes; Anatidae. The record is from RefSeq and is a predicted model, not a curated record. Bases 282 to 764 code for a protein of 160 amino acids. Gene Ontology annotation, biological process: glutathione metabolic process; L-phenylalanine catabolic process.